UUGGAAUAAGGACAAGUUUGGCAUUGCCGUCUUGGGGAGAAAUGUUGAGCCAAGUGUUGGUGUAUUUCCUAGUAGAGGACUAUGCCAAUUACUGGCUCCACAGGAUUCUCCACUGCAAAUGGGGUUAUGAGAAAAUCCACAGAGUCCACCAUGAAUACAUCGCUCCAAUGGGUUUUGCAGCUCCCUAUGCACAUUGGGCAGAGAUCCUAAUUCUUGGCUUUGCUUCAUUCCUUGGCCCUCUAAUGGUCCCUUGCCACAUCACCACCUUCUGGCUCUGGUUUAUUUUGCGUCAAACCGAAGCAAUUGAGACUCAUAGCGGUUAUGAAUUCCCAUGGAGUCCUUCGAAGUACAUUCCUUUCUAUGGAGGUGCAAUCUACCAUGACUACCAUCAUUUUGUUGGGGAGAGCUGUAAUAGCAAUUUUGCAUCGGUUUUCACUUACUGUGAUACCAUUUACGGCACAAACAAGGGAUACCAAUAUCAUCAGAAGCGAAUCUUUGAAAAGGUAUUAUGA
This is a messenger RNA of Ipomoea nil (Japanese morning glory), 512 nucleotides long. RefSeq names its product methylsterol monooxygenase 1-1-like. Bases 42 to 512 code for a protein of 156 amino acids. Gene Ontology annotation, molecular function: iron ion binding; C-4 methylsterol oxidase activity. The transcript is spliced from 3 exons. The record is from RefSeq and is a predicted model, not a curated record. NCBI's taxonomy places the organism in Eukaryota, Viridiplantae, Streptophyta, Magnoliopsida, Solanales, Convolvulaceae. Gene Ontology annotation, biological process: sterol biosynthetic process.